AUGCGGACGGUUCAUUAUCGCUGCGGCCGUAACCGGACGGUGUGCACUUACAAGCGCGCGCUGACGUCCAACUUGACACCGUGCACUGACUUCUGUCGUAAGUCAGCUGCUGAUCUAAAAAAGUGUUAUAAGGGUCAUUUGGGACUUAUUUGUUCGUAUUACGAUGACGUCUACGAAACAGUUUUGCUGCCAAACCGUAUCGCACUCCAUGCAUGCCCCCCACACGUGGUCGUACCCAGUACCGACCACGGUAAGGCACCGUACCACGGUUGGUACACCACCGAUGACAACGCGUUUUGGCGUACCCGCUCGGUAAAACCACAGGACACGACAACAUUAUAA
This is a messenger RNA of Macrosiphum euphorbiae (potato aphid), 342 nucleotides long. The record is from the annotation of a GenBank genome assembly. Lineage: Eukaryota; Metazoa; Arthropoda; Insecta; Hemiptera; Aphididae.